AUGUCUCACGUACCUCCUCCGUUAGUAGAUAAUGAUGAUGAUUUGUUUGAUAAGGAUAAUGAAAAUGAAGAUCUGUUUUCAUCUGCUAUGGAUGACAUGAACAUAGUAAAGUCAGGUGUUAUUAAUCCAUUACCAGAUCUACCUACUCUCCAGUUGUCUGUGGAAAAAAGUCUUGCUUCUUCACCAGUUGAUGAAAGCACUCAUGAAGAUGUCAGUGUUCACAGUCCAACACCAACCCAAAAAUAUCAGCCUCCCCUCCUUAUCAAGGAUUCUAACUCUACUGGAACGGAUCACUAUAUUGAUAUUCGUGUUACUGAUGCUACCAAACUUGGUGAUGGGAUGGCAGCUUACAUUGUAUUCAGAGUUGAAACAAAGACUAAUAUACCUGUAUUUAGAAAAACUUUUUUUUCAGUCCAAAGAAGGUUUAGUGAUUUUUUAGGACUUCAUGAAAAAUUAGUUGAAAAAUACUUAAGAUUGGGGAGAAUAAUACCACCAGCGCCUGAGAAAAGUGUAAUUGGUAUGACAAAAAUCAAAAUGUCUGGAUCAAAUGAUGUUUCCCCUCCUACUGAGUUUUUGGAAAGGAGGAGAGCUUCUUUAGAAAGAUAUCUUCAAAGAACUGCAGCACAUCCUGUUUUAAAUGUAGACCAAGAUUUUCGAGAAUUCUUGACAUCAGAAACGGAUCUUCCUAAAGCAUCUAAUACAAGUACACUUAGCGGUGCUGGAAUGUUGAGGUUUUUUAACAAAAUUGGAGAAACUGUAAACAAAAUCACAUAUCGAAUGGAAGGUUAUGACUCUUGGUUUGAAGAGAAGAGUCAAGAAAUUGAAAACCUGGAAAAUGGAUUACGAAAACUGCAUUCAAAUAUGGAAUGUCUGGUUCUUGCUCGCAAAGAGCUUGCUGUUUAUACUGGUGCUUUAGCGAAGACUAUUGCUAUGCUUAGUAACUGUGAAGAACAUACUCUCCUCUCUCGGUGUCUUGCACAUCUUACUGAUCUUGAAGAAAAGACUGAAACUCUUCAUCAUGAACAAGCUAACUCGGAUUUUUCAACUGUAUGUGAAAUGAUGAAAGACUAUAUCGCUUUGAUUGGAGCUAUAAAGUGUGUAUUUCAUGAACGGGUGAAGGUAUAUCAGAAUUGUCAACAUUCACAACUGAUGUUAAAUAAAAAAAGAGAAUAUAAAGCUAAAAUGGAAUUUGCCAAUAGAACAGAUAAAGUAAGCAUUGCAGCUCAAGAAAUAGUGGAGUGGGAAUCAAAAGUAGAAAGGUGCGAAGAAGAAUUUAAUAGCAUUUCUAAAAUGAUUAAAAAAGAGAUGGAAAGGUUUGAAGCUGUUAGGGUAGAAGAAUUUAAAGCAGUAUUUAUUAGAUACAUGGAAGAUCAGUUAAAACAUCAAAUCCAGCUUGUCAAGUUUUGGGAGACUUUUUUACCUGAGGCUAAAGCUAUAGCCUAG
This is a messenger RNA of Nezara viridula (southern green stink bug), 1443 nucleotides long. The record is from the annotation of a GenBank genome assembly. NCBI's taxonomy places the organism in Eukaryota, Metazoa, Arthropoda, Insecta, Hemiptera, Pentatomidae.